CAACAACUGAGAAGUCUCAUAUAUACACACACAAGCUCUCUUUCUCCAUAGUCUCUCACCCAAGUCAUGGCUUCCUACUCCACCUACUUGAAGCUAUGCUUCACCAUCUUCUUCUUGAUAAAUUAUGUUCCGGCCUCUGUGCAGCUAUCAUCCACUUUCUAUUCGAGUUCAUGCCCCAAAGCCCUCUCGACCAUAAAGUCUGCUGUUAACUCUGCGGUGUCCAAUGAGCGCCGGAUGGGUGCCUCACUUCUCCGUCUCCAUUUCCAUGACUGCUUUGUCAAUGGUUGUGAUGCGUCUGUACUGUUAGACGAUACCGCAAACUUCAUAGGAGAGAAGACAGCUGCACCCAAUAAUAAUUCGGCGAGAGGUUUUGACGUGGUCGAUACCAUCAAGUCCAAACUAGAGAGCAUCUGUCCCGGUGUCGUUUCUUGUGCCGACAUCUUAGCCGUUGCUGCUCGUGAUUCCGUCGUGGCUUUGGGUGGAUCCUCAUGGACAGUCCCUUUAGGAAGGAGAGAUUCAACCACGGCAAGCUUAACUGAUGCAAACACCAACCUCCCAUCCCCCUUCUCGGAUCUUAGUGAUCUCAUAUCUGCCUUCUCAAACAAAGGUUUUACUACCAAGGAAAUGGUAGCUCUUUCAGGGUCUCACACAAUAGGGCUGGCAAAGUGCGCAUUAUUCCGAACUCGGAUCUACAAUGAGACCAACAUAAACACGAAGUAUGCAACAUCUUUGAAGAAAAACUGUCCGAGCUCAGGCGGCGAUGAUAAUCUCUCCCCUCUCGACACCACGAGUUCUACGGUCUUCGAUUCUGCCUAUUAUACCAACUUAAUCAACAACAAGGGCCUUCUACACUCGGAUCAACAGCUCUACAGCGGUGGUAGUGGCUCUACUGAUUCUCAAGUCAGGGCCUAUAGAAACAAUCCUGCAUCUUUCUUCACAGAUUUUGGGAACGCCAUGAUAAAGAUGGGAAACCUUAGCCCACUAACAGGCACUAGCGGUCAAAUUAGGACCAAUUGUAGGAUAGUUAAUUCAGGUUAAGAGACCCAGUUUCUUUAAUUUUUCAGUGCUCCUAUUCUGAUCAUAAUCCAAAUGUUGAUUGUACCCUGCCAAUCUUGAUGUACUUAAUAAGCAAACCAAAAUGGUUUGAUAUUAAUAAUCGAAUAAGGAUUAGAAAAAUUGAAUUAAAUUAUGUACGUACCAGUUAUUCAA
Molecule: messenger RNA, 1209 nt
Organism: Macadamia integrifolia
Lineage: Eukaryota; Viridiplantae; Streptophyta; Magnoliopsida; Proteales; Proteaceae
Product: cationic peroxidase 1-like
Exons: 4
Coding region: 67-1038 (323 amino acids)
Biological process (GO): response to oxidative stress; hydrogen peroxide catabolic process
Molecular function (GO): heme binding; peroxidase activity
Source: RefSeq, a predicted model, not a curated record